UCAUCAAGAACCCAACCCUCACAACAGCCAUGACCGACUCUGGCAAAGUCUACCACCGCUCAUGCACCGGACUAGCUCUCCAAACCGUCGAACAACAUGUUCAAGACCAAGACAUCACCCUCUUCGCAACCUGUUUUUCCCCACCCGUGCAACGUGUAUGGUCUGCGCUCGAAUAUCUCGAGAUUCCUUACAAAGUGAGAGAAUCUUGCUGUACUUGAAUGAAGGGCAGACUGAUCGAGGGUGAU
Suillus discolor is the source of this 245-nucleotide messenger RNA. RefSeq lists its product as uncharacterized. The record is from RefSeq and is a predicted model, not a curated record. The transcript has a single exon. The coding region runs from base 30 to 218 and encodes 62 amino acids. Lineage: Eukaryota; Fungi; Basidiomycota; Agaricomycetes; Boletales; Suillaceae.